AACCAAAGCCACAACUGAUAUCACACACACUGAAGCUUCGUAAUUUUCCAAUGGCUUCCAUAACCUCUGAAAUAGCUUCUUCUUCUUCUUCUUCUUCUUCUUCAUUGCCCAAAUGGGAGUAUGAUGUUUUCCUCAAUUUCAAAGGUGAGGACACCCGCAAUAACUUCACAGACCAUCUAUAUGCUGCCUUGAAUCGAAAAGGAAUUUGGACUUUUAGAGAUGAUGAAAGACUUGAGAGAGGAACAACCAUUUCCACGGAGCUCUUGAAUGCUAUAGAAAAGUCGAAGUUCGCAAUCAUUGUUCUAUCAAGAAACUAUGCGUCUUCGUCUUGGUGCUUGGAUGAACUUGUAAAGAUUGUUGAGUGCAAGGAAAAGGCUGGGCUAACAGUUUUGCCUGUUUUUUAUGGUGUGGAUCCCUCUGAUGUACGAAAUCAAAGGGGCAGUUUUGCAGAGGCCUUUGCUAAACAUGAAGAACUUAUCAAGAACGAAGAGAAGUUGCAAUCGUGGAGAGCUGCUUUGACUCAAGUUGCCAAUCUCUCUGGAUGGGAUACACGGAAUGAGAAGGAGUCAACAAUUAUUGAAGACAUUGUCAGAAAAUUAAUUGGUGGCUUGCAUUAUUCAUACUCAGUUCGUGAGGAUCUUGUUGGAAUACAAUCUCGUGUGGAGGAAAUGGAGAAUUUAUAUUUAAGCAUGGGGUUGAAUGAUGUUCACUUUAUAGGGAUUUGGGGAAUGGGUGGAAUCGGUAAAACAACUAUUGCACAAAUCCUGUAUGAUAGAAUCCGUUAUCAUUUUGCUGGCAGCAGUUUUCUUGAAAAUGUUAGAGAAAGAAGUCGAAAUGAUGGUCUAGUUAGUUUACAGAAACAACUUCUUUCUGAUGUCUUGUUUGAAAAAAAUAUUGAUAUUUCGAAUGUUCAAUGGGGAAUCAAUUUGAUAAGGAAUAGAUUAUGUCAGAAGAGGGUUCUUGUCAUUCUUGAUGAUGUGGAUCAACCUAAACAAUUAGAAGCAUUAGUAGGCAAGCAAAGUUGGUUUGGUCGAGGGAGUGUGAUCAUUAUAAUAACUAGAAAUCGACAUCUAUUGAUCACACAUGAAGUCGUUGAAGAAAAAAUAUACAAGCCUGAGAUUUUGAAUUCUAAUGAAGCUCUUAAGCUUUUUAGUCUGAAAGCCUUCAAGCAGGACAAUCCUUUAAAAGGUUAUGAGGUGCUAUCUAAAGAAUUUGUAUACUAUGCUCAAGGCCUUCCUUUAGCACUCAAAGUAUUGGGCUCCUUCAUGUUUCGCAGACAUCUAAAUGCAUGGAAAUCUGAACUAGGUAGACUAAAAGAAAAUCCAGAAUGGGAAAUCUUGGAUGUGCUCCGAAUAAGUUUUGAUGGCCUAAAGAAAAUAGAGCAAAAAAUAUUUUUGGAUAUUGCUUGUUUCUUCAAAGGAAUGACUAAAGAUCGUGUAGCAAGCAUACUAAGAACUCCCCAUUAUUGGCCAAACAUUGAUAUAGAUGUUCUUGAGGAAAAAUCUCUUAUAAUUAUCUCAGAUGGAACAUUGUUAAUGCAUGAUUUAAUGCAAGAAUUGGGUAAGGAAAUUGUUCGUUGUGAAUCUCCUAACGAGCCUGGUGGACGCAGUAGAUUGUGGGCUAAGGAGGAUGUCCUUCAUGUACUAAAAGAUAAUACAGGAACUGAAAAAGUUGAAGGCAUAUUCAUCAACACCACUUCAAAAGAAGAGGACUUGAAUGUUGAAGAAAAAGUUGAGGACUUGAAUGCUGAAACCUUCUCAAAGAUGAGAAAUCUAAGAUUGCUUAAAAUUUGUAAUGUGAGCCUUCCUCAAGGACUUAUUUCUCUUUCAAGUGAUUUACGUCUUAUGGAUUGGCCCGAAUAUCCUUUAAAAUCCAUGCCAAAAAAUUUCAAUCCUAACAAACUUGUUGAACUCAUUAUGCCUCGUAGCCGUAUCAAACAACUAUGGGAGGGAAACUGGAGUUUAGAGUGGCUAAGAAUCAUCGACCUCAGUGAUUCUAGAGAGUUGAUCAAGACCUUGGAUUUUUCUAGAGUCCCAAAUCUUGAGAAGUUGAUUCUCAAAGGUUGCACAAAAUUGUCUAAGAUUGAUUCAUCCCUUGGAGAUCUCAAACAUCUUAUUUUAUUGGAUCUAACAAACUGUAAAAAUCUUUCAAGUCUUCCUAGAGCCAUUUGUAGUUUGACAUCUCUAAAAACUCUCACUCUAUCUGGUUGCUUAAAACUUGACAAUAUGCCAAUGAAUUUGGGGAAUCUAGAAGGCUUAGAGAAACUAGAUGUGAGUGGAACUGCUAUAAGAGAUCCACCUUCCUCCAUCUUUUGCUUAAAAAAUCUCAAAAUACUAUCUUUCCAAGGAUGUAAUGGGCUGUCAUCUAAAUCAUGGUCAUGGAAGAAGCCGCUUAAUUUUCUGUUAAUGACAAAAACUCCAGAUCUCAUGGGCUUGGUAUUGCCUUCUGUAUCAGGUUUGUGUUCAUUAACUAGAUUGAAUUUAAGGAACUGCAAUCUUCAAGCAAUCCCUAGUGAUAUUGGCUGUUUGUCCUCAUUAGAACAAUUAGAUCUAAGUGGAAAUAAUUUUGUUUUCAUUCCUCAAAGCAUUAAUCAACUGUCUCAUUUGAGCGACCUUCGGGUGGAGAAUUGCAAGAGUCUUCGAUUGUUGCCGGAGCUUCGAUUGAGUCCUUACAUCGAAUUUUGGGCAAAUGGAUGUACCUCAUUGGAAUCUUUACUACCAUUUAAAAAAAAAGAUAAUCCAAAAUUUUUUUUAUAUCUUCUCAAUUGUUUCCAAUUGGUUGACAAUCAAGGCCGCUGUGACUUGUUGAAUUCAAUGCUAAGAGAAUAUUUUCAGGAAUCAACUAAAAAAGAAAGAUUUGAUGUUGUUAUUCCUGGAAGUGAAGUUCCGAACUGGUUUAGGCAUCAAAGUGUGGGGGCUUCAAUAAAUCUGGAAGUGCCUUCAUAUUUAUUUAAACAAUUUAGAGGAAUUGCUCUCUGCGCUGUUUUUGGACCCCUCCACCAGCAUCGUCCACCUAACCAUGGUCCUGAUGACCUUUUGUGUCAUUUUAAAGCCAAUGGAAUUCCACCACGUAGUCUACCAGCCAUAAGAUUUGGGGAAAAGUCUGUUACGGUUGAAUCGGAUCAUCGUUGGUUCAUGUAUUUGCUCCCUAAUUAUUUCCGAUCCUUCUUCCGAAAAGGAAUUUUUCAAAUUGCUGAUGGAUCCAGCUGUCAACUUGAGAUUGAAUUCCAAUCCAGGGAUCCGAGAAUAGAGAUAAAGAAAUGUGGGGCCCAUAUGGUAUACGAGGAAGAAAUGGAAGAUCUGAAACAAAGCAUGGAUCAGACAGAGUGCAGCAUCAUUCCUCAUAAUGAGAGUGUUGAUCAUUUUGAAGAGGAUAUCAAAAAUAAGCGAAGUCGUGAUGAUGAGAAUGGAGGAGCUAGUGGAGAAGGUAGCUCUACUCACAUACCACACCCUGAGACUAAGAGAGUACGACCCUCUGAUGGUGAGUGAGGUCUCUCCGUGACAGUCAGAAAUCAAAUAGUGGCUUUCAGGAAUCUGGGCCCUCUUUAUUAGAACUCUUUGUGUGGAAUGCUGUCGCUGGUAAUAAGCUGUACACUUUUGAGGGGCAUAAAGCACCAGCUUACUCCAUGUGCCCUCAUAAUAAGGAAAACCUUCAUGCUAUUCAUAUGUGAGACUAGUAAAGGACAACCAUACCUUGUGGAAUUGGAUGAAUGUUAGACAGCUAUCAAGCUUGUAUAUCAUGGUUUUUGGAGGCAGUCUGUGGUGGUUGUGCCAUUAGAUACAAUGAAGAACCGGUUCCUGGCUACUAGAUAUGCGUUCAAAUUAAAAUUUUGGGACAUGGACAAUGGUUACCUCUUGACAAUUACUGCUGCAGAGGGUGGAUAACUGGCUGCUCCUUGCAUUCAAUUUUACAAGGAAAGGAUACUGCUUGCUGUAUCAACAAGUGAAAAUGGAAUCAAAAUACUUGCAAAUGCUGAAGGUGUAUGGCUUCUGCGUUCUAUUAAAGAUCAAGCUGUUCAUACCUCCAGAGUGGAUCCUGCAACUAUUGCAAAGGUACCAAUAGGCUUCUGCGUUCUAUUAAAGAUCAAGCUGUUCAUACCUCCAGAGUGGAUCCUGCAACUAUUGCAAAGGUACCGGUAAUUAGCUCCUUUGGUGCUUCCUAUUCAACUGCUGGAACAAGCACUUGAUAUUAGGCGAAGUCCACAGAAACAUUGAAGCUUUUGAUUUUCCAAAGAAUUUUCUUAUCAAAAUAUUCAGAAGAAUAUUUCAGGAGCUUAAAUUUUUAUUGACGUCUAUGCCUAUGUUCAGUUGACAUGUCUGAAUCUGGAUGAAAAGAUGCCUUCCGUGGAAGAUCUUGCUUAGGCCUAAAGCAUGUCUGUUAUGUAAAUGUCUUUUCGUGUGCUUGCUAUUAGUCUUUUUUUUUUUUUUUUUUUUGGUUGGUAGUCUGAGAUAUUGUUAACAAUGGCAUCUAUGCUAUAGAUUUCUCAAUCAGUUUUGAGUCUCUCUUAUGUAUCAUUGCAACGGCAUUCUGUGCUUUAAACAAAAAGGGCAAAGUGCUAAAUGUAGCAAUUUGUUGGACUUUUACUUCCCACCAAAAGAAGGGAACGCCCAUGUUACCAGA
Molecule: messenger RNA, 4620 nt
Organism: Quercus robur (English oak)
Lineage: Eukaryota; Viridiplantae; Streptophyta; Magnoliopsida; Fagales; Fagaceae
Product: disease resistance protein RUN1-like
Exons: 11
Coding region: 51-3488 (1145 amino acids)
Biological process (GO): defense response; signal transduction
Molecular function (GO): protein binding; ADP binding
Source: RefSeq, a predicted model, not a curated record